AUCGAGUUACAUCAUUGUUAGCUAAAUUGGCGGCAAAUGUCGUUGCGUAAAUUUGAAUAAUUGCAAUUUUUCUAAUUUCGAUAGUGGAGUCGUUAAACUAUCGAUAAUUUUAUUGUACAUGGCGUACAUUAAUGGCUAACUUAUCGCUAUCAAUGCUGAUAAACACCGAUAAUAUUAUAAGGAAAAAAACUGCAAGAUUCGACUUUUAGCGUACAAAAAGAAGAAUUAAUCGAUAUCCGUUUAUAAAAUGGCAACGGGAGAUGAUAGACGCGUGGCACUAAUCACGGGUAUCACUGGACAAGAUGGUUCCUAUUUAGCAGAAUUUUUAUUAGAAAAGGGAUACAACGUACAUGGUAUUAUUAGAAGAGCGAGUUCCUUUAACACCGCUCGUAUUCAGCAUUUGUAUGCGGAUCCUAAGUGUCAUCGUCAGGGUAAAAUGAAGUUACAUUAUGGAGAUAUGACCGAUUCUAGUAGUUUGGUAAAAGUAAUCAGUUCCGUGCAACCAACUGAGAUUUAUAAUCUCGCGGCUCAAAGUCACGUUAUGGUAAGUUUUGAAGUAAGCGAGUAUACGGCAGAGGUAGACGCCGUAGGAACCGUGAGAUUACUAGACGCGAUAAGAACGUGUGGUUUAGAAAAAUCCGUAAAAUUUUAUCACGCGUCGACAUCUGAACUUUACGGAAGGGCAGUGGAAGUACCGCAGAAUGAAAAGACUCCAUUUUAUCCACGUUCCCCGUACGCAUGCGCCAAAUUGUAUAGCUUCUGGAUAGUAGUCAAUUAUAGGGAGGCUUACAAUAUGUUUGCCUGCAAUGGUAUAUUAUUCAAUCACGAAAGUCCUAGAAGAGGAGAAAAUUUUGUAACUAGAAAGGUCACAAGAUCUAUAGCAAAGAUACAUUUAGGUUUGCAAGAUGUUCUUGAAUUAGGAAAUCUUGAUGCCAAAAGGGACUGGGGUCAUGCUAAGGAUUACGUAGAAGCAAUGUGGCUUAUGCUUCAACAAUCAACGCCAGACGAUUACGUUAUAGCCACGGGGGAGACUCACAGUGUCAGAGAAUUUGUAGAGGCUGCGUUCCAACACAUCGGACGUACGAUUAAAUGGGAAGGAGAGGGAUUGAACGAAACGGGGAAAGACGCAGAUAACGAAAAAAUAUUAGUACGAGUUAACCCAAAAUACUUUCGACCUACGGAAGUUGAUGUUCUUUUGGGUGAUGCAACUAAAGCAAAGGAAAAAUUUGGAUGGAAACCGACCGUUACAUUCGAGGCGUUAGUUAAAGAUAUGAUGGAUUUCGACCUAAAUCUAAUGAGAAAAAAUCCGAACGCUUAGUGUCAUUUUAUUUUAAUCCAGAUAAUUACACAAAGAUAUGAAAAACGUCCUAUAUAUUUGCAUAUCGUGAGAUAUAUGCAACAGCUAGAUAUGAUAUAAAUAAUCCACACGUCGGUAUCACACAUUAUUGCAUUUCUACAAAGUAAGAAUAUUCAAGUUGUAAGGUAAGAAGGCUAUAGGAUCCUUUUCCAAGUAUUAUAAAUCGUACAACAAACGAAUUAGCAGGAACGAAUUGUUUAUAUACGAAGUAUAUAAGUUUCUUUUUAACUAGAAUCUACGCAAUAUAAGAUACACAAACAUUCAUUUGAUAGCAUUCGAAAGAAAAACGCAUACUCUUUUAUUAAAUGUCGUACGAGUCUCGAAUGCAUAUGUUUGCGUCCGCGGGUUGCGUGCAAGGAACCGAUGGCUGUUUAUAAAUUGAUUUAUGAUAGAGACGAAGGCUCCUUGCGAAGCGUGUACAUAAACAUAGGAUAUUUUUUAUGAAAGCUUUACAUACAAGCUGUACGCACAAACGGUAGAAGAAGAUGUGUAUCACCAUUUUAUUGUCUUCCACCAAAGUAACGGCUCUUACGUCGUAGUUUAAUUCGUACCUAAUACAUGUAACUACAAUGUAACGUAUUAUGUAUCGUACGCUAGCUUUACAUUUUAGUUAUACAUUUUAGUCUUUGUAUAUACAAGAAGAGGAAGAAGAAAAAGAAGAAGGGGAGCAACGCUACGACCGAAGAAAUGGAACACAUUCCGUCUCUCUCGAAUAAAUAGAAAUAAGAGAAAAUUAAUGGAGGAUUUACAAGGAAUAGAAGUUUAACUUUUA
This is a messenger RNA of Vespula pensylvanica (western yellowjacket), 2129 nucleotides long. It is a transcript of the gene Gmd, whose product is annotated as GDP-mannose 4,6 dehydratase. NCBI's taxonomy places the organism in Eukaryota, Metazoa, Arthropoda, Insecta, Hymenoptera, Vespidae. The transcript has 7 exons. The record is from RefSeq and is a predicted model, not a curated record. Gene Ontology annotation, biological process: GDP-mannose metabolic process. Bases 248 to 1318 code for a protein of 356 amino acids. Gene Ontology annotation, molecular function: GDP-mannose 4,6-dehydratase activity.